GUGGAAGAGAAGAGACGCGUCGCUCUGCUCCUCUGACUGCGUCUCACGUGGUAUUCGCUUGCGUUGCGUGUCGACUGUCCAAGAAUUAUUUCUUUAAUAUACGAUACUUUUUUUGUUAAAAAAUAUAAAAGAGGAAUGCAAGACGACGGUGCUUAAUUAUAUAACAUUAUGUCACGAAUCGACUUUGGAUAUUAGUGAAGAUUAAAAGAAGGGGGGAAGGGAAAGGAGAGAGAGAAAAAAAAUACUCAUUAAUUUAAUUUCUCGCGCGUAAAUGAUGGAGAAAGAGGCAGAGUGAAGGAAUGGGGAGAUGCACAGUCUUACAUCCUUUUCUCGGUGACUGAAUGUCCGGUCGACAAAAACAACAACAACAACAACAACAACAAACGGCAGAGACACAGGACUGACGAUGGGCGUGUGGGCGUUGCGGUCAGCGAGGGCGGUGCUGUCCGUGCUGACCUGCGCCUCCGUUCUCUCGCUGCUGCUGUCUCUCCACCUCACGCUACUGCAGGAUCGGUCCGCCCCUCUCUCAGCGCACCCCAGGGCAGGACGACCUUCCGGAGAUCCUGCAGGGACGUCUGGAGGAGGCGCCGACCCCAGAAAGCGCGGCAUCUUGGCGAGGGAAGCUGCAUCUGUCCUCCUGCCCCGCCCUGCGCAUCACGACCCUCCUCUCUUGGCGAUGCUGCGGCAGAUCGAAGCUGGGUACCUUCAGGAAGUCCGAGAGGCGGCGCCCUUGGUGUUAAUCAGAGGCCAGAAGCUUUUAGUCUCCAGGGAUCUGCCGGCCUAUAAUUUCGCCCUUGCGCCAGAUCACGAAGAAGGAAGAGGAGAAAAAGGAGGAGGAAAGGAGGAAGGAGGAGGGAGAGGAAGAGAGAAAGGAGAGAGAGAAGGAGGAGGAGGAGGUGUCUCCCAAGGCCAUAAAACUCCUUCUUCUUCUUCUUCGACUUUCUCGUCUUCUUCUUCUUCUUCUUCUUCCUCUUCCUCCUCCUCCGCCUCUUCUUCUUCUUCCUCGUCCUUACGCCUCCUAGACACCACGGUCGAGCACGUCAGAAUGGUGGCAGUCAACGGGUCGGUGUACUAUGCAUUAGAAGCUCCCUAA
Messenger RNA from Penaeus indicus, 1093 nucleotides. RefSeq names its product pinin-like. The record is from RefSeq and is a predicted model, not a curated record. Lineage: Eukaryota; Metazoa; Arthropoda; Malacostraca; Decapoda; Penaeidae. The transcript is spliced from 5 exons. Bases 407 to 1093 code for a protein of 228 amino acids.